Messenger RNA from Merops nubicus (carmine bee-eater), 1050 nucleotides. RefSeq names its product solute carrier family 2 (facilitated glucose transporter), member 6 (gene SLC2A6). Gene Ontology annotation, biological process: transmembrane transport. The annotation marks the transcript as partial. The record is from RefSeq and is a predicted model, not a curated record. Gene Ontology annotation, molecular function: transmembrane transporter activity. NCBI's taxonomy places the organism in Eukaryota, Metazoa, Chordata, Aves, Coraciiformes, Meropidae. Gene Ontology annotation, cellular component: membrane. The transcript is spliced from 7 exons.
GUCUACAUCUCAGAGAUCUCCCACCCCGGGGUCAGAGGCAUGCUGGGCGCUUGUCCUCAGAUCAUGGCAGUGCUGGGUUCCCUCGUCCUGUAUGCACUGGGGCUGGUCCUGGACUGGCGCUGGCUGGCCGUGGCAGGGGAGGUGCCCGUGCUCACCAUGAUCAUCCUGCUCUGCUUCAUGCCCAACUCGCCCCGGUUCCUGCUCUCCCAGGGGAAGGAGGACGAGGCCCUGAGGUCGCUGUGCUGGCUGCGGGGCAAGGACACGGACUAUGGUCGGGAGUAUGAGCAGAUCAAGGACAGCGUCAGGAAGCAGAGCCAGCGGGUUUCCUGUGCUGAGAUCAAGGAUCCCUUCAUCUACAAGCCCAUCCUGAUCGCAGUGGGGAUGAGGUUCCUGCAGCAGCUCUCGGGUGUCACCUGUGUCCUCGUGUACCUGCAGUCAAUAUUCAAGAAAACAUCCGUCAUCCUGAAGCCCGAGUACGACGCGGCCCUGGUUGGCUUGGUGAGGCUCUUCUCGGUGGCCAUCGCUGCCGUGUCGAUGGACAAAGCUGGGAGGAAGAUUCUUCUCUUUGUAUCAGCUGGUAUCAUGUUGGCCUCCAACCUGACCAUGGGGCUCUAUGUCCACUUCAUGCCAGCUUCUCAGAAUGGCACCAUUGCCAACAAGACCCUGGUGAGCUCUGCCAACCUUCCUGCAGAGCCGACAAACUACAUCACCCUCAUCCCCCUCCUGGCAACCAUGUUCUUCAUAAUGGGUUAUGCCAUGGGCUGGGGCCCCAUCACUUGGCUGCUGAUGUCAGAGAUCCUCCCUCUGAAAGCUCGUGGGGUGGCCUCGGGCCUCUGCGUUGUCGUGAGCUGGCUGACAGCCUUCACCCUCACCCAGUUCUUCCUCCACGUCGUGGAAGCCUUCGGCCUCGAGGUGCCCUUCCUGUUCUUCGCUGUCAUCUGUGCUGGGAACGUCUUCUUCACAGGCUGCUGUGUUCCAGAAACCAAAGGCAGGUCCCUGGAACAGAUCGAAGCCUUCUUCAGGACUGGCCGGAGGUCGUUCAUGAGGUAG